GUACACACGGGCGGGCGCGCGGGGCGCCGGGUGUCGGCUGGAGACUCCGCGGGAGCGCGGCCGGGAGGCCUCGCCCGGGAGCGGGCCCGACGCCUCCCGAGCUGGCAGGGCUCUCGGCGGAGGUCGGAGCGCGGGCUUCCUCCUCCCGCCAGGGAAAACAGAGAGGAUGAAAGCCUAUCUAAAGAGCGCAGAAGGCUUUUUUGUCCUAAAUAAAAGUACCACAAUUGGAAGGCAUGAAGAUUCAGACCUUGUUUUACAGUCUCCUGACAUCGACAACCACCAUGCACUCAUCGAAUAUAACGAGGCGGAGUGCAGCUUUGUUCUCCAGGACUUCAAUUCCCGCAACGGCACGUUUGUCAACGAGUGCCACAUUCAGAACGUGGCUGUGAAGCUCAUCCCUGGAGACAUCCUGAGAUUUGGGUCUGCAGGGCUGACCUAUGAACUGGUCAUUGAAAACCCACCUCCGGUCUCCUACCCAUGGAUGAGGGGCCCAGCACCAUGGCCAGGGCCACAGCCACCUCGUGCCACACAGCAGCCGAACCAGGCCCCCCCGCCGCCACGUAUCCCCUUCCACCAAGGCAUCCAGCCAGCACUGGUGCAAAGGAGCUGGUCCCAGGGCUUCCCCAGAGCCACUGUGUUCCUGCCGGCCUCCCACCGGCGGCCUGUGAGCGCCAGCAAGGAGACGUUCUCAUUCGUGGUGGACGACACCCGCAAGCCCCCCGUCAUCAAGCAAGUGUGGACCAAUGCCAUGAAACUGUCGGAAAAAUCACUGGCCGAGGGGAUUUCUGGGGCGGUUCCCCCCGCGGAGAUUUAUGUGGAGGAGGACUCGGCCCAGCAGGACAAGGAUGAAAUAAUUCUGCUGCUGGGAAAAGAGGUCAGCCGUCUCUCAGAUUAUGAAAUUGAAUCCAAAUACAAAGACGUCAUAAUAGCAAACCUGCAGAAUGAAGUGGCUGAGCUGAGUCAGAAGCUGUCGGAGACCACCACCUCCAGGCAGAAUGAGAGGGACAUCUCACAGAAGUGUCAGGUUCUGGAUGAAGACAUCGAUGCCAAACAGAAAGAGAUCCAGAGCUUGAAAAGCCAGAUCAGUGCCCUGCAGAAAGGGUACAGCCAGGUGCUAUGCCAGACCCUGUCGGAGCGGAACUCAGAAAUCACAUCCCUGAAGAACGAGGGGGAGAACUUAAAGAGGGACAACGCUAUCGCAUCAGGUCUGCCGUCUUCUCCAGGCCGCACCUGGCACUCAUCAGCAUGUGGGCUCCUUGUGACCAAGGGUAUUGCUCAUUGCUCGGUGCUAACGGAAGAGUUAAAACAGGAAGAUGCUCACAGGGAGCUCAGGAAAGCUCAGGAGAAAGAGUUAAAACUCUGCAAAACUCAAAUCCAAGACAUGGAGAAAGAAAUGAAGAAGCUUAGGGCGGAGCUGAGGAAGAGUUGUACUGAACAAAGCGUGAUCUCUAGGACUCUGAGAGAAAAGAGCAAGGUUGAAGAGAAGCUUCAGGAGGAUUCCAGAAGGAAAUUGCUUCAGCUGCAAGAAAUGGGGAACAGAGAGAGCCUCAUUAAAAUCAAUUUGGAGAGGGCAGUAGGUCAGCUGGAGCAUUUCAGAAGUCAAGUCAUCAAGGCCACCUAUGGACGGGCAAAGCCAUUCCCAGACAAGCCCGUCACCGACCAACAGUUAAUAGAGAAAAUUGCCCAGGUCACUGAGGACAACAUCAAUUUUCAGCAGAAAAAGUGGACCCUACAGAAAGAAACCCAGCUGAGCAGCUCCAAGCAGGAGGAGACCACCGAGAACAUCGAGAAGCUGAGGAUGUCGCUGGACAGCUGCCAGGCUUGCAUGAAAAUGUCUUGUUGCACCAGUGACCUGAAGAAGGAGGUGGACCUUCUUCAGCACCUCCAGGUGAGCCCACCUGUCUCGGGGCUCCAGAAGGUGGUGCUGGACGUCCUGAGGCACGCCCUGUCCUGGCUGGAGGAGGUGGAGCAGCUCCUCCGGGACCUUGGGAUCCUGCCCUCCGGCGCUCACAAAGAUCAAGUUCAACAGUUCUCAGGAAACUCAGCAGUCUUUACUGCAGGAAAAGCUGCGGGAGCAUCUGGCAGAGAAGAAGCAGCUGAACGAGGAGAGGCUAGAGCAAGAGGAGAAGCUGAAAGCCAAAAUCAGGCAACUGACGGAAGAGAAGGUGGUAAGGCUUUGGAGGAGUGCAUUACGCAAGAGAGAAACAGAGCACAAGAGACUUUGGAGGAAGAACGGAAGAGAAUGCAAGAGCUGAAGAGCCUCCUGGCCCAGCAGAAGAAGGCUUUGGCGGAAAGCAUUACCCAGGAGAAGAACAGAGUGAAGGAAGCGUUAGAGGAAGAGCAGACAAAAGUCCAAGAGCUGGAGAAACGCCUGGCCCGCCAGAAGGAGGUUUUGGAGAGCAGCGUAGCCCAUGAAAAAAGAAAAGCAAAGGAAGCCUUGGAGUCAGAAAAGAGAAAAGUUCAGGAUCUGGAGAACCACUUAACCCAACAGAAGGAGAUCUCAGAGAGCAGCAUUGCCUACGAGAAACGCAAAGCAACGGAGGCCAUGGAGAAGGAAAAGAAAAAGGUGCAAGACCUGGAGAAUCGCUUAACCAAGCAGAAAGAGGAAUUAGAAUUAAAAGAGCAAAAAGAGGAUGUUUUAAGUAAUAAAUUAAGUGACGCACUAGCCAUGGUUGAAGAGACUCAGAAAACAAAGGCAACUGAAAGUCUAAAAGCAGAGAGCCUCGCCUUGAAAUUAAAUGAAACAUUAGCUGAACUGGAAACUACCAAGACAAAAAUGAUCUUGAUGGAGGAGCGGCUAAUCCUGCAGCAGAAGACGGUAAAGGCCGUCCAGGAUGAGCAGGAAUCACAGAGACACGGGUUUGAAGAAGAGAUCAUGGAAUAUAAGGAGCAAAUCAAACAGCACUCCCAGACAAUUGUGAGCCUCGAAGAGAAACUCCAGAAAGUCACUCAGCACCAUAAAAAAAUAGAAGGCGAGAUUGCAACAUUGAAGGACAACGACCCGGCCCAAAAGGAGGAAAGGCUGCAAGACCCUCUGGUGGCUCCCACGACGGACAGCAGUGCCAAAGACAUGGCGUACGAACACCUGAUAGAUGACUUAUUGGCUGCUCAGAAGGAAAUCCUGUCUCAGCAGGAGGUCAUCAUGAAGUUAAGGAAAGACCUUACAGAAGCCCACAGCAGAAUGUCGGAUUUGAGAGGGGAGCUAAACGAGAAACAGAAGAUGGAACUGGAACGGAACGUGGCGCUGGUCCAGCAGCAAAGCAAGGAGCUGAGUGUGCUCAAGGAGAAGAUGGCCCAGAUGAGCAGUCUGGUGGAGAAGAAAGACCGGGAGCUGAAGGCCCUCAAGGAGGCACUCAGGGCUUCCCAGGAGAAACACAGACUCCAGCUGAACACAGAGAAGAAACAGAAGUCCCAGAAGAAGACCCAGACGUGUGACACCUCUGUGCAGAUAGAACCCGUCCACACCGAGGCCUUCUCCAGCAGCCAAGAGGAGCAAUCCUUCAGCAAUCUAGGGGUCAAGUGCAAAGGGUCCCGGCACGAGGAGGUCAUUCAGCAUCAGAAAAAGGCCUUAUCUGAACUUCGAGCGCGAAUUAAAGAACUAGAGAAGACGCAUGCACCAGAUCAUAAAGACCACCAGAAUGAAUCCUUUCUAGAUUUAAAGAACCUCAGAAUGGAAGGCAGUAUCCAGAAAAUACUAUUGGAUGCAAAACCAGAUUUGCCAGCUCUCUCAAGAAUGGAGAUCCUAGCGCCUCAGAAUGGCCUUUGCAACGCAAGGUUCAGCUCAGCCAUGGAGAAGUCAGGGAAGAUGGAUGUGGCUGAGGCUUUAGAGCUCAGUGAAAAGCUGUACCUGGAUAUGAGCAAAACCCUUGGAAGUCUGAUGAACAUCAAGGACAUGUCCGGCCACGUGUCCAUGAAAUACCUCUCCCGCCAGGAGAGGGACAAGGUCAACCAGCUUCGACAAAGGGACCUCGACCUGGUAUUUGAUAAGAUCACCCAGCUCAAGAACCAGCUGGAGAGGAAAGAGGAGCUGUUGAGAGCAUACGAAAAGGACGUUGAACAGCUCAGGCGGAGCAAAGUGUCCGUUGAGAUGUACCAGUCGCAGGUGGCAAAGCUGGAGGAUGAUAUCUACAAAGAGGCCGAAGAAAAGGCCCUGCUGAAGGAGGCCCUGGAACGCAUGGAGCACCAGCUGUGCCAGGAGAAGAGGAUCAACAGGGCCAUCCGGCAGCAGAAGGUUGGAACCAGAAAAGCCUCCCUAAAGAUGGACCAAGAAAGAGAGAUGCUGAGAAGAGAGACCUCCAGCAAGUCCAGCCAGAGCCUUUUGCAUUCUAAGCCCAGCGGAAAGUGCUAGAGAAACCUCGUCCCACGAGGCCUCGUGUGAUCCUGUGUGAGUUCAUGUGACUCUUCUGUGUCAUCUGUGUCAAAAUACUGAGUUGCUUUUGUAGGACUUUAAAGAUUGUUACCCUAGUGUUUCGCUUUCUAGACUGGUAUUUUGAACAGUGUUGUAUUUUGGAGUGUGUGGGGAGAAGCGUUCUUUUUAAAAAAUGCCUAUGAAUGUACACGAACUCAGGUAUAUGAAGAAUAGAAGUGUGUGACCCAGAUGUCCAGGCCUGGUAGAUGUAAUUAUGUGGUUCCACGUUGGGUCAUGAUGUUCCCAAAUAUCAAACCUCCUAAGAGUUCCAACAGACUCACACUGGAGAAAACCUAAGACUUGUACUGGAGCCUCAGGGCAAAAUUGUAGCCUUGGAACUAUCAGGGCCUCGGGAUAGUGAAUUCAAAUCUCAGUUAUGGUCUGGCAGGAUGGCUCAUGCCUGUAAUCUCAGCACUUUGGGAG
This is a messenger RNA of Piliocolobus tephrosceles (Ugandan red Colobus), 4831 nucleotides long. It is a transcript of the gene FHAD1, whose product is annotated as forkhead associated phosphopeptide binding domain 1. Lineage: Eukaryota; Metazoa; Chordata; Mammalia; Primates; Cercopithecidae. The record is from RefSeq and is a predicted model, not a curated record. Bases 167 to 4348 code for a protein of 1393 amino acids. Gene Ontology annotation, molecular function: protein binding. The transcript has 31 exons.